GCGCGCGGUGAGCAGCAGCGUGUCAUUCAACAUCAACUAAAUCACAUUAAAAAGAACAAACUACACCACAUUUUGUUUGGCUGUUUUCUGUUUGUUAGUAAAGUUCAGCACAUUUCACAUUUGAAGAAAAUGCGCAACAGAAGCACCCGGAAUUCUGCUUUGGAUCAGUCCAAUUCUGCUGAAGGCCAGUCGGACCGUACCACCUCCGCCAGCAGCAGGGGGUGUUUGUCCAAUGCAGCACUUGAAGGCCUGAAAUCGGAGUGCGCUGUGGUGUGGUUCGACCGUGUCGUGUACGAGCGAGCAGAGAGCAUGUACUAUAUCCGACUUCAGGAGCGUCCGAAUGGCACGACUGCUCCCGCGAGCUCUACCAUUUCCUCUCGAAACAAGGAGAUGUGUCACCACGGAGACCAAGAGGCCUGUCACCAUGUCGAUCAGGCCAUACGGGUAAAUAAACCCGACUUUGACCAAGCCGAGAGCAAUUUUGUGGGACGCUUUCCAAAACAACAGAUCCAGUCAGUGACGCCAAGAUCUCUUCCACUACAGCCCGCCAGCCACCCCUCCCAGACACCAUGCGAUGAGGGCUACCAAUCACAAACUCCCACUCCUCGCACGCCAGCUUCAAAACCAAUCAAUGGCCUUCCUUGCCUGCAGCCGCCCUUAAUUGGGGUGUGGCUACAGAAGCCACUUUUUGAUAGAGCGGAGGCGUCUUACUAUCAAAACGUGUACGGUCGUAACCAGCUACCAGCCAACAAUGAAUAUUCCAACUCGGAACAUCGAAAUGACAUUGUGGCGAAUGAAUCAAAGCCCGCUGCUAUUCGUAGCCAGCAGAAUUCUGAUGAUGUCUCCGCCAAUCAAGGAACUGCGCAAUACUAUUUCCUGCAUGCAGACAGUGAGAGGGUGUGGCUUGAUCACGGACGCUUUGUGGAAGCGGAGACUCGUUUCUACGAAGGAGCUGCAGCAAGAUCCGUCAAAACGCCGAUUAACAAUUCUAGCAAUUUUUGGAAGAAAAUGACUGCAGAGCACUGUUUGGCGCAGGAGAGGAUCUGGUUCGAGAAGUCACGUUAUGAUGAAGCAGAACGGCAGUUUUACGAGAAAGUGAAUGGACCUACACAGCCCAAAAAGACAUCUCAGGACACUGGAGCUAACAGUAUUCUUCAGGACAUCGCUAGAGCGCGAGAGAACAUCCAGAAAUCUCUCGCUGGGCUGAAGACAACCAUGCAGCCAAGUAGAGGCCCCGCCCAUAACAUUUCAAACCCCUCCCACAUCGCCGCCCCUAGUGCUGGAGGAAGCGCUGCAGAUUAUGGAGAACUCGACGCACGCAUGAAGAACCUUGAACUAGAGAACCAGAGUCUACACAAAGUGGUGGAUGAGUUGCGCUCAGCUCUCAGUAAGAUGGAGAGUCGCGUCUCCGCUCUGGAGAAGAGAUCAUCAACACUAACCGUUAAUGGAACGACUCCCGUUGCUGCUCAGAAAUCUGCUCCGCCCCCUCAGAAAGCCCCGCCUGCUCUGGUGAAAGAGGAAGAGGAGGAGGAGGAGGAUGAUGAUGACAUUGACCUGUUCGGCAGUGAUGAAGAGGUGGACGAAGAGGCCGAGAGACUGAAAGAGCAGCGGCUGCAGGAAUACGCAGCGAAAAAAGCAAAGAAACCCGUCCUCAUCGCCAAAUCCUCCAUCCUACUGGACGUCAAACCUUGGGACGAUGAGACAGACAUGUUGAAGCUGGAGGAGUGCGUGCGGUCGGUGCAGGUGGACGGGCUUCUCUGGGGCGCGUCUAAACUGGUUCCCGUCGGUUACGGCAUCAAGAAGCUCCAGAUCAACUGUGUGGUUGAAGAUGAUAAAGUGGGAACAGACUUCCUGGAGGAGGAGAUCACCAAGUUUGAGGACUAUGUUCAGAGUGUAGACGUUGCGGCUUUCAACAAGAUCUAAUAAACACUCAGUCACAAACAUUCACACACUACCGCUGCCGGAUGAAUAUUGGUUAAUAAAAGAGCUCUAAAUGUGA
Molecule: messenger RNA, 1999 nt
Organism: Myxocyprinus asiaticus (Chinese sucker)
Lineage: Eukaryota; Metazoa; Chordata; Actinopteri; Cypriniformes; Catostomidae
Product: elongation factor 1-delta-like
Exons: 11
Coding region: 130-1923 (597 amino acids)
Biological process (GO): translational elongation
Cellular component (GO): cytosol; eukaryotic translation elongation factor 1 complex
Molecular function (GO): translation elongation factor activity; guanyl-nucleotide exchange factor activity
Source: RefSeq, a predicted model, not a curated record